AGACAAACAGGCGCCCCGUAUCAAUCUCUUCUUCACGCUGGGCUGGACUGGAUCCCCUUCGCCUCUGCCUCUGAGCGCCUCCCCCUCUCUCCCUCCCUCUUCCUCCCCAAACGAGAAGAGGGCACGCCGCACGCCGCCGCCGGUGAUCGAGAGGGGACUAGCCUUCCCUUGCGUCGCGUCGCCUCCUCCUUCCUCACGCCAGAAGAAGCAUCGUCAUCAUCAGCUCAGCAGCAGCCAUGUUCGGCUCCACCAACCCAUUUGGCCAGUCAUCAACCAGCCCAUUUGGCCAGAACUCAUUCGGAACCCAGCAGGGAUUCGGCCAGGCUACCCCUGCUGCUAGCAACCCCUUUGCGCCAAAACCAUUUGGCAGCCCAACCACAACUUUUGGGGCACAGACUGGAAGCUCACUUUUCGGCACUACAUCCACUGGUGCAUUUGGCCAGCAGCAGUCCACUCCUACAUUUGGCACUACAUCCACUGCUGCGUUUGGCCAGCAGCAAUCCACUCCCACGUUUGGCACCCCGUCCUCCUCUCCAUUCGGGAGCUCUCCAGCUUUCGGUGCAUCGCCCACUCCUGCCUUUGGUGCUACAUCCUCUACCUUUGGCUCUGGAUCUUUAUUUGGACAAAAGCCAAGUUUCGGGGGUUUUGGAUCAUCUCCUAGCCAGUCAAGUCCUUUUGGUAGCACGUUCCAGCAAACACAACCGACAUUUGGCAGCAGCACUUUUGGUACAUCAACUACACCGACAUUCGGUACCACAACUACGCCGGCAUUUGGUGUAACUACACCAGCCCUUGGCACCACAACUACACCGGCUUUCGGCGCCACAACUACCCCAGCACUUGGUUCAACAUCGCCAUCUUUAUUUGGUGCUUCUAGCACCCCGGCAUUUGGUUCAUCUGCUCCUGGUUUUGGAACUUCAGCGACCACAGCAUUUGGUGUGAGUAGUGCUACUCCAGGUUUUGGAUCUUCCAGCACACCUUCAUUUGGCACAUCAACCAAUGCAUUCAGUUUUGGUUCUUCACCAUCUUUUGGACAAACGGCAGUUUCCUCUGGUAGUUCUCCCUUUGGAACAACAUCACCUUUCGGUGCGCAGACUCCAGCAUUUGGCUCACAGACAGCAGCACCCGCUUUUGGGCAAGCACAAUUUGGUAAUCAAGCUCGAGGGACUAGAAUAAAACCUUAUGCUCAAACACCAGAUGUUGACGGUGCUACCAGUGGUACUCAGCCUGCUGCGAAACUUGAUUCCAUAUCAGCGAUGCCUGAAUACAAAGACAAGAGUCAUGAAGAAUUGAGGUGGGAAGAUUACCAGCGCGGAGACAAGGGUGGAUCAAACCCUUCUGGAACUCCAACACUGACGCCUACCUUUCCAUCAUCAACACCACCAAAUACUUUUACAACAAGCAGUCUAUUUAGCCAAACUACUCCAAACCCAUUUUCAUCAAACAAUCCAUUUGCUAAGAAUGGUUCAACUGGUGCAUCACUAUUCAACACCUCAUUUAACAAUACAACAGUUGCAAGUUCGAGCCCAUUCACAUCGUCCACUAGUACCACAAUGUUUGGACAAACAGGUGUUUCUGCAUUUCCAGCAAGUAGUUCACCAUCUUUGUUUCCAAAUACUGCUCCUGCUUUUGCUUCAUCUUCGUUGUUUGGCACAUCAACAACAAGUAAUUCAAGUCUAUUCGGCACUGGCUUGUCGUUGGCUAACACUCAAUCAGCCCCACUAUUUCAAUCUUCCCCUGCAUUUGCACAACAGCCAUCAAGUACACCAGCUUUCUCCUCUGGAAACCUAUUUAGUACACCUAAUACUGGCAGUCUGUUUGGCAGCGGACCUUCACUUUUUACAACGCCAACAUUUCAACAACCUGCCCCUGCUCAAACUCCAAACAUGUUCUCCUUCCAACCUCCGUCUCAACCAGCUUCUACAGGUGGAUUUCCUGGUUUUUCCAACACUGCUAAUCAGGCCCUCAUUGGACAGCAAACUCCUAGCCAAUCCAAUAUGGUCAUGCAACCUGCUCCUGUUUCGAAUCCAUUUGGGACACUUCCAGCAAUGCCUCAGAUGUCCAUUGGGAAUGGUGGAUCUUCUCCUUCGGUUCAAUAUGGAAUAAGUUUACCAGUUACUGAUAAGCCUCUUCCGAGUAGAACAUUGUCCGUGGCGGUUCCUAGGCAUUUUUUACAGAGAAGAAUCAAAUUGCUGCCAAGAAAAUAUAAUCCAAUAUCAGAUGGCAAGGUUCCAUUCUUUGCUGAUGAGGAGGAAUCUCCUGCAACACCAAAAGCGGAUGCUUUUUUCAUCCCUAGAGAGAACCCGAGGAAUCUGAUAAUCCGUCCAAUCGAGCAGUGGCCCCCGCGGAGUGGAAUUAACAGGCAAUUAGUUCCAAAGGAUUCAGCUGGUUUGGACAAAUAUGAAGAUGCUUCCACUGAAAAUGCGUGCGAUAAGGCUGUCAAGUCACCAAGCAGCAGUCCUCUGGUGGAAAAUGGCAAGCAGCAUGAGCCCAGUCAUCAUGGGAACGGGAAGGGCACUUCAGUUGAGGGGUUGCCUAAGCUCCCUCAGGCAGAUUACUUCACAGAUCCUAGUCUGGAGGAGCUUGCUGCCAAAGAACGUGGUGAGCCAGGCUACUGCGGUCGGGUGAAGGACUUUGUUGUGGGGCGCCAUGGCUAUGGCAGCAUCAAGUUCCUGGGGGAGACAGAUGUGCGGGGCCUGGAUCUGGAGUCAAUCGUGGAGUUCAACAACAGGGAGGUUAUUGUGUACAAGGACGACAACAAGAAGCCCCCGGUGGGUGAGGGGCUGAACAAGGCUGCGGAGGUGACUCUUCUGAACAUCAAGUGCGUGAACAAGAAGACGAGGGUGGAGUACCAAGAGGGCCCGCGGGUGGACAGGUACCGGCAGAUGCUGAUGAAGAAGGUGGAGGAGCAGGGCGCCGAGUUCGUGUCAUUUGACGCGGCCAAGGGAGAGUGGAAGUUCAGGGUGAAGCACUUCAGCGCCUACGGGCUCUGGUGAGAUGAAUCCUAGGAAUCCUAGGGAAGGAGGAAUGGAUGAUGAAAGUGUGUAGCCACCUUACCUUGUAGCGCUUUUCUGGUUACUAGUUUUGUUGGUGUAGCAACAAACUAAACAUGCACGCUGUGGUGAUGUCAAUGUCGUGCAUGGGUUUUGUUAUUAUUGUUGUCGUUGCUGUAGAAUGCUUGUCAACAAAAAAAAUGCUUGUCAAUUACCCUAAUGAAAAAAAAGAAGGCUUGCCAAUUCC
Molecule: messenger RNA, 3240 nt
Organism: Panicum hallii
Lineage: Eukaryota; Viridiplantae; Streptophyta; Magnoliopsida; Poales; Poaceae
Product: nuclear pore complex protein NUP98A-like
Exons: 11
Coding region: 237-2996 (919 amino acids)
Biological process (GO): RNA export from nucleus; post-transcriptional tethering of RNA polymerase II gene DNA at nuclear periphery; protein import into nucleus
Cellular component (GO): nuclear pore cytoplasmic filaments; nuclear pore
Molecular function (GO): structural constituent of nuclear pore
Source: RefSeq, a predicted model, not a curated record